This is a messenger RNA of Solea solea (common sole), 1798 nucleotides long. RefSeq lists its product as uncharacterized. NCBI's taxonomy places the organism in Eukaryota, Metazoa, Chordata, Actinopteri, Pleuronectiformes, Soleidae. The transcript has 7 exons. The coding region runs from base 830 to 1753 and encodes 307 amino acids. The record is from RefSeq and is a predicted model, not a curated record.
UUAUAAUUCAAGUUAAAGAUAUCUUUAAUUAUCCUCAACUGAAGAUUUCUAAAGAUACAGAUGGUGAGAGGUAGAAUUCAAGGAAGACUUUUAGAUUGGGUUUCUGGUGCAUAUAUUUGCUAGCAUAUGUAUGAAACGUUGCGAGUCUACAUAUUAAAUUAAGACCAUAUAGUUUUUUUUGUUUGUUUGUUUUUACCAGGGAGUUCCUUAAUUAUAAACUCUAUUCUGAACUUAAGUUGGAUGUCUAGCUUUCAGUUAAAAAGAAAAGAUUUUGAAUUAUCGAUUCAUGUUAGACUGUGACAGAAGAAACAACUGAAUUGCGGAUGUCUGUGACGUCAUUCUGACCAUGAAAAACUGGAUUGCACGAUAUCUGAAACUGUAGUUUUGACGAGUAAGAAUGACGUCAAUUCAUACUAGCCACAAUGAAUCUAGUCAUAAUGACGUCACAUAUAUCUGCGAUUGUAAUUCCAGUGACUCAAACUUGACGAUUUAAAAUAGUUUAAAAUGGCAGCCCAUAAUGCACGGACCUGGCAACCCUGUUAACCGCAGCUGCGCAGGUCCUCCUAGUAGUUUAUUUGUGGUUGCCAGGGAAACGUAUGAGCGAGUCAAGCGCGUGUCAAUUAUCAGUGUAAUUCAGCAAGUUUGAGUUGAUUAUAAGCAACAAACUUUAGCUAACUAGUUAGCUGGAUGUUGUCAGAAGUGAGUGGGAGCUAACAUGACGUCACUGCAGUGUGUUUGUAUUGGGAAACACAGUUAGCAGGUGCUGCUAGUUUGGAUGCUAACGCAGUUGGUGUUUGUUUGUUAAGGCUGGAAACUGAUAAUUAUCGCCAUGACGAGUAACACGAGCCUCCCACCGGUGAGCCAUUUACCGCGCUGGACCCGCGUGGCGCGUUUCAAGAAACCUCUGUCUCCACCGCGACAUUUACCGGCGAAGCAGCCGCAGCUGCAGCCGUUGCCUGCGGUGCUGUCAGCGGACAGAGGAGAGGACAGAGCCGCGGAGGUGCACCGUCACCGCAGCAGCGACACCGAGCCCCGCAUCGCCUCACUGCAGAGGAACAUCCACUUUCUGCAGCAGCAACACAAGGACACUCUGGAGAGGCUGCAUGCGGAGAUAGAGUACCUGAGACGGGAGAAUAAAGAAUUGCACUACAAAUCGAUAAUGGAGCCUCCAAAGUCGAGUAGGAAAGGACCAAUACACAGUCGACGAGGCGUUAGACCACCCACUCACGGAAGGGAAACUCACACAGGACUUUACCUAGAGGAGCCACUGCAGGACAUGACACCCUCACAGGACCAGCCCCUCAGGCAGGACCACGGUCCAGAGGAAACGGGCAGCCUCAUCACGUCACUGAAGCCUCUGCGGAUUCACCGCGACCUCUCCCAUCCACCGCGCGCUCCCACACUGCAGGAGUGCGAGGUCAUCAUCCGGCAGCUCUACAACGCAAACAGUUUUCAGUCUCAGGAACUUAUACGUGUGAAGUCACUGCUGCGAGAUAUUGUUCUGAGCAAGAAGAUCAGCCCGGAAAACUACAGUCUGACCAACACCUACCUUGUUAAUGGUAGCAGCAAAUCUUCUGAAGAGAAGAAAUUUCCAAAACUUGGUCUUCAAACAUACCCGGAAAAAAGGUCUGGGCCGUCUCAGUCUGGCGUUGUCCUCCCCGUGCUGAAGCAGAGCCUCAGUCCAACCAUCGCAGAAAGACAGAGGAGGACUCGUGCCGUGCAGAGAGACCGUUUAAAAAGGACUGUGCACUGACGAGGUCAAAACCUCAAAAUCUCUUCCUAAAAAAAAAAAAAAGAA